Messenger RNA from Penicillium paradoxum, 1272 nucleotides. RefSeq lists its product as uncharacterized. The transcript has 4 exons. The coding region runs from base 1 to 1272 and encodes 423 amino acids. Lineage: Eukaryota; Fungi; Ascomycota; Eurotiomycetes; Eurotiales; Aspergillaceae. Gene Ontology annotation, molecular function: transmembrane transporter activity. The record is from RefSeq and is a predicted model, not a curated record. Gene Ontology annotation, biological process: transmembrane transport.
AUGAGAGUUUCCGAUCAAGCGCCAUGGGGUCUGGAAUGGCGAUCGUCCACGUAUUUCAUUGUCGCGACAAUGGCAGUGGCCUUGCUGACUGAUAUGUACCUCUACGGCUUUCUGGUGCCGCUGCUUCCUUACAUUCUCGAACACCGAUUGGGCCUUGAUGUCUCGCUUACCCAGCGCGUCAGCACCGCGCUGUUGUCCCAGAGUGCCCUCGUUAUGGUCGUGGCGAGCCCGUUGAUCGGGUCGCACGCGGACCGUUCGGGUGCAAAACGGAGUUGGCUGCUGACCGGACUUGCGGGUGCCCUGGUGAGCUCUUUCGCACUCGCCUUGGCGAAUUCGUUGUUCACCCUCUUCGCUGCACGUCUUAUACAGUCUGCCGCCAGCACGGUCAUCUGGGUGGUCGGUUUUGCUACCAUUGCAGAUAAUGUCCCUGCGGACGAUCUAGGCAAGAUGUAUGGCUUCGUAACAAUCGCCAUUGCUGUAGGUACAUCGGGUGGUCCGCUCAUUGCAGGGGUCCUAUUCGAUCUCGGUGGGUACUGGGUGGCAUGGUCGAGCGUGCUUUUGGUUAUUUUAUUUGACGUGAUCUUGCGAUGCUUGAUGCUCGAGCAACCACGAGAACACAGUAAGCCCGCUCGCACCGGAGAUGAGCAAGAUCCAGAGCAGGAUCCGCUCUUGUCCGCAUCAGCUCAAGGGCCAGGGACAAGCGGGAAUUUGGUGGCUGAGAAAACGGGCAUUCAUUUCUAUUUGUGCAUGUUUGGAAACGGCCGUUUCGUGGGUGGUGUGAUUGCUUAUUUCUGCUACGCCGUACUAACCACCAGUUUCGAUGCCACGCUUCCUCUCCAUGUGCGUGAUGUUUUUGGCUGGGGUAGCUUCCCCACGGGUUUAUUGUUUGCUGCUUUUCAGAGCCCCGCGAUCUUCCUUAGUGUUCCUGUCGGCUGGCUGAAGGAUCGGGUGGGUACUCGGCAUCCGACCACGAUUGGGUUUGCUCUCCUGAUGCCGUUGGUUUGGUUGAUUGGAGUCCCUGGGGAUGAACGGUUUCCCUGGGCAGGCCCGGAUGCAUUGGGUUCGAUUGUAUAUGGCGGAGCGAUGGUGGGCAUCGGGAUCGUGAUAUGCCUGCUCAACGGAGUGGGGAUGAUGGAAGCCACUCGUUUGUCCGCCCCUGUUCAAUUUCUUCAAGUCACCACGCUAACCAUGCAUACUAGCCGCGAUGUGCGGCCUCUGUUCUCUGCUUGUGCUCUGGAAUUUGAAGUCGUCGGUGCCCCAGCGUCCAAGUAA